AUGAGUGACACAAUGCGCGCAGUAGACAUCAAGAAUGGCAAAGGUCCACUCGAGAAUCUGCACAUCGCCGACGUGCCCAAGCCGAAACUCGGAAAGUCGCAAGCGCUUGUCAAGAUCAAGGCCUUCGGCCUGAACCGCAUGGAUUUGCUGCAGCGUGAGGGUCAAUACCCUGUACCACCUGGUGCUUCCAAAAUCCUAGGUGUUGAAUUUUCGGGUACAAUCGCGGAACUCAGCGAAGAGGGCGGUGGAAAAGAAGGCUUUAAGGAGGGAGAUGAAGUGUUUGGCCUGGCAUAUGGAGGUGCUUAUGCAGAAUACAUCGCAGUCUCAACACAUAUGUUGGUGAGGAAACCAAAGGAGUUGACUUGGGAGCAAUGCGCUGGAAUUCCCGAAACAUGGAUAACAGCCACCCAGGCUAUGUACCUGAUCGGCCAAUUCAGUGCCGGAAAGACCAUCCUCUGGCACGCAGCAGCGUCAUCCGUCUCAAUUGCCGGUAUCCAACUCUCCCGUGCUGAUAACGCCUCUGCCGUUUAUGCCACCGCCCGUCAGGAUUCUAAAUGCGAGUUCGCUGUAAAGGAGCUGGGCGCUACUGCCGCAUUCAAUACCACUUCUCAAAACUGGGUCGAAGAGGUGAUGAAAGCAACCGACAACAAGGGUGUAGACAUUAUCGUCGAUUUCAUUGGCGCAUCGUACUUCCAGCAGAACCUCGAGGCUGUAGCGAAGGACGGCGUCAUCGUGAAUCUGGGUUUCAUGGGUGGUACCAAAUUGCCAGAGGGUACGGAUAUCAGCGCAUUCAUCAGGAAGAGGUGCAGUUAUGUCGGCAGCAGUCUGAGGAGUCGCGAUGAAGCGUACCAAGGCAAGCUCAGAGACCAACUCGUAGAGCACGCGUUGCCGAAAAUGACAGAUGGCACAUUCAAGCUCUAUGUAGAAAAGGUUCUGCCAUGGGAGCAGAUCCAAGAUGCGCAAAGGUUGUUAGAGGAAAACAAGACAAAGGGUAAGGUCAUUUGUACGAUUGGCUGA
This is a messenger RNA of Bipolaris oryzae ATCC 44560, 1017 nucleotides long. RefSeq lists its product as uncharacterized. Gene Ontology annotation, molecular function: oxidoreductase activity. Lineage: Eukaryota; Fungi; Ascomycota; Dothideomycetes; Pleosporales; Pleosporaceae. The record is from RefSeq and is a predicted model, not a curated record. The coding region runs from base 1 to 1017 and encodes 338 amino acids. The transcript has 3 exons.